ACACGAUCAUUUUUCUAAUAAGUAUGCUAUAUAAAACAGUUUAACAACCAUAGAAAGGUGACCGAAUAACGAUUUACUUUCCAUAUUCUCUGUGAUUAGUAGGCAAAAGACAAACAAAUAUUUUCGUGUAAACAGAAACCAAUGGACACACAUGAGCAUAAAUUAUGUAAUGUUGUGUAUUAACUGGAUUUUUUAUAUAAAUAAACGAAUGUAAUCAAACAUGGUAACAAGACAACAUUUCAAAAACAUAGCCCAUAGGGGAUCGAAUGGACGAGUGAGAGGUCGAGGCGACCGGACGACGAACGAAAGAUGGCGGAAUGAGAUGAUGGAGUGGAUUCUGAAUACAAUAGUGGUAGAAUCAAGGAUAAUUUGAGUAUUGUCCAAAAUAACGGAAAACGGAGCAAAGUGGUAUACAGUGAUGAGAAUGACCCUUCGUAUCUAGUAGGAGUACGGUUUGUUAAUGAGGAGCAGCUGAGCAGAGAACCAGUCUUUAAGAAACCAUUUCAGUUAUCCAAACUGGUGGAGAGAGUGCUGGGUAAAGGCAAGGCUGUGCGGAUCCCGAGAGCCAUCAACACCUGAGAAGGAGGUUGAGAGAGACAUGUUUCUGUACAGAGCCUACAUUGCACAGAGGAAGUAUGCUGUGGUGAUGGAUGACAUCAAGGCCAGUUCCUCGCCAAAGCUCCAGGCUGUCAAGAUGUUUGCUGAGUAUUGCUCCAACGAGGGCAAAAGGGAUGCCGUUGUGGCUGAACUUGACAAGAAGAUGGCCAAGAGUGUAGAUGCGGCCAACACAACCUUCCUGGUCAUGGCUGCGUCCAUUUACUAGAUGAACUCUGACGCUGCCCUGCGUUCCCUGCACCAGGGAGAAAGUCUGGAAUGCAUGGCAAUGACCAUUCAGGUGCUGCUGAGUUUAGAACGUGUUGAUAUGGCAAGGAAAGAGCUGAAGAAAAUGCAGGAGCAGGACGAGGAUGCCACACUGACCUAACUAUCCACGGCUUGGGUCAACAUCGCUGUUGGAGGAGAGAAGCUGCAGGAUGCUUACUACAUCUUCCAGGAGAUGUCGGAUAAGUACUCCCCAACUCUGCUUCUGCUUAAUGGCCAGGCUGCCUGCCAUAUGGCCCACAACAAGUGGGAGGAGGCAGAGGGAGUUCUCCAGGAGGCACUAGACAAGGACAGCAGCCGCCCUGAGACUCUGAUCAACCUGAUUGUGCUGACCCAGCACUUGGUCAAAGCUCCUGAGGUAACCAACCGGUAUCUCUCUCAACUGAAAGACGCCCAUAGAGCUCACUGCUUCCUUAAAGAUUACCUGGCCACGGAGAAUGAAUUUGACAGACUGGCGAUGCAGUACGCUCCCACUGCGACUGUUUGACACAAUGGAGGAAUCUGUUUGGACCGCAAAACAUUAUGAAUACUGGACACACAACUGAUUUCUCCAUAUCUUUUUUGUCUAUCAAUAUGGCAAACUCUAAAUUGUAUGGAUUAAAAUUGACAUGCACAUUUAGACAUUUUUAUAUAUAUUUUUUUAAACUAUUUUUUUGCAGAACUUUAUCAUAAUAAUAUGACCUUUUAUGUGGUGGACACAGAUUUUAUUUAUACUCUGAAGUAGUUGUAGUACAUAAAAUGUCCCUUUUGAUAAUGUCUCUGUUUGUAACAUUUGCAUUUCUCUAAAUUGUAAAAUGCCUCCUGUGUAACUGUUUUCUAUAAACAUUCCUCUGAAUUGACAAUACAUGUUUUAUGACCCUGUUUACACUCA
Salvelinus sp. IW2-2015 is the source of this 1750-nucleotide messenger RNA. The record is from RefSeq and is a predicted model, not a curated record. Lineage: Eukaryota; Metazoa; Chordata; Actinopteri; Salmoniformes; Salmonidae.